This is a messenger RNA of Brassica oleracea var. oleracea, 1106 nucleotides long. RefSeq lists its product as uncharacterized. Gene Ontology annotation, biological process: multicellular organism development. The coding region runs from base 64 to 1065 and encodes 333 amino acids. NCBI's taxonomy places the organism in Eukaryota, Viridiplantae, Streptophyta, Magnoliopsida, Brassicales, Brassicaceae. The transcript has 4 exons. The record is from RefSeq and is a predicted model, not a curated record.
UCCCUUCUCAAGUUUUCAAUAAUCCCUCAAUAUAUGGGCUCAUGCUGAGAUCAUAUAGUCAACAUGGUUCCUCCUGAAUCCUCACCACUUUUAGGCGUUUCCAGCUACCGUGAUUGCAGCGGCGGCCGAGGCGGUUUCACGGAGGUGAUGAUGAUGAGAAGAGAAAUAAUAAACAAUCAAGAUUCUAGUGGAGAAACCGCAGCUUCUGCAAACUAUUGUAACAUUUCUUCUCCUCCGGCUAAUAAAGACGAUGGAUCCGCCUCAAAGAACGACGUCGUUUCUUAUAUUAACAUAGAAGAUGGUAAUAAAGAUAAAUCUUGGCUCCGCUUAGGUAUAGGCCCUGAGGAGAAAAGCAACUGCAAUAAGACGGCGUCAUAUAAGUUCCAGCGUUGUUGUAGCAAAAACUUCGAUGGAAGAGAAAAUUCCUCAGAGCUCAAUUUGUUCUCCUCAUCGUCAAACUUGGCAGGAGCGCUUAGUAGUAGUGUAGAUAACACGCAGCUGCAGCAGCCGCUAAUUGGAUCUCAAACGUUAUUAAAUCGUGGCUUUUGGUUCCCAUCUUCAAAGAUGCCUCAAUAUACGGCGCCAUUUAGACCGUCAUCAUUAGGAAUGAUGCGUGAUCGUGACGUCACUUACAAUAAUAGUGUUACAAGGAGUUAUUGUGUGGAGGAGGGAGGAGCUGGACCAAGCUCGGAGUUUAGGGUUCUUGAUCCUCCAAAAAGACCACAUUCUGGUCUUUGGUUUCUUCUUCAAGCUUCACAAUAUCAGGAAAAGGAACCGUUCUUGCCUCAAGUAAACAAAGGCUACUUGAGAAUCAAGGAUGGGAGAAUCACAGUUAGAUUGCUAACUAAGUACGUUAUGAAGAAGCUUCAACUGGAUAGCGAAUCUGAGAUAGAAAUAAGAUGCCGAGGAGAACAGUUAUCGCCGUUGUUGACGAUGCAGCAUGUAAGGGAUACCAUUUGGAGCCCAAAAUCAUCAUUACCACCAUCAUCAUCUCCUUUCACUUUGCUUCGGGAGUCAUCAACUAGUGAUCAUGUCAUGAUUUUGCAUUAUGGUAGGACUGCUUAAUGUUUAAUUUAUUUAAUAGUUUUUGCUCUACGUGUAACAUU